GACCCUGCGCAAGCACAGUACAGCGGGAAGCCUCUGAAAAUGUAUCCAACAUGACGUCGGAGCAGAAGACGAAGUUAUCCACAAACCUGCUGCGCAUGAAGUUCAUGCAGAGGGGCCUGGACUCGGAAAACCAGAAACAGCUAGAAGAGGAGGAAUGGAAGACGAUCAGGGAUGAGCACUGGUACCUGGAUUUGCCGGAGUUGAAGGAGAAGGAGAGCUUCAUCAUAGAAGAGCAGAGCUUCUCCCUGUGUGAAGACCUUUUCUAUGGAAGGAUGCCUUUCAGAGGCUUUAAUCCUGAAGUUGAGAAGUUCAUGCUUCAGAUGAAUUCCAGGAACAGAGUGGCGGCGGCAGAAGAGGAGGAGACUGUAGAGGCUGACGUGUCGGAGGAAGAAAUGGCAAGAAGAUAUGAGAAUUUGGAGGGAACAAUUGGGAAAAUGUUUGCCAAGAAUAGGGACUGA
Rattus norvegicus (Norway rat) is the source of this 458-nucleotide messenger RNA. Lineage: Eukaryota; Metazoa; Chordata; Mammalia; Rodentia; Muridae. The record is from RefSeq and is a predicted model, not a curated record.